Molecule: messenger RNA, 834 nt
Organism: Oncorhynchus mykiss (rainbow trout)
Lineage: Eukaryota; Metazoa; Chordata; Actinopteri; Salmoniformes; Salmonidae
Source: RefSeq, a predicted model, not a curated record
GGAGACGCAUAUCAGAGCAACUACUCAACUACUAGUCACUGAAGUUAGAAUCAUACAGUAUAUAUUACCAUUAGGAGUCAGGUAGAAAGGGAUUCAUUAGUAAGUUAAUACUAUAAGUAAAAGUUAAAAUCAUAUAUAUCACAAUAUCAGGUCAGUCAGACUGAAUUAGUUGAUUAAUAAAUUGAUUGUGGUCAUCAUUGAUAUUCGGUACGGUUAGUUAAGAUGGCCGACUACAUCAACAAACAGGUGAUUGAAUUAAACAAAGUUAAUGAAGAAAACCAGAAUAGAGCAACGAGGAGCCUGAAGACUGAGACCCAUCUCUCAGAUAGAAGACUAAGACCCUACAGGCUGGCUGCUGUGUGUUUAGGAGUGCUGUGUGUUCUACAAGUCACUCUCAACAUUUCCCUGAGGCUGGCUUUCUACAACAGAGGCAAUGAGACUGUGGAGAAAAACCCGCUACAGACCAGUUACAACACUAAGACUAAAGAGAGAGACCAGCUACAGACCAGUUACAACACCCUGACUAAAGAGAGAGACCAGCUACAGAAGGAUAGAGAUGAUCUCAUGUCAAAGUUCUCUAAUCUGAAACAAAAAUGUCCUGAAGGCUGGCAGAAGUUUGAAUCCAGUUGGUACUUCCUGUCUACAGUGAAAAAACCCUGGAGGGAGAGUAGACAGGACUGUCUGGAGAGAGGAGCAGAUCUGGUGAUCGUAAACAGUGAUAUGGAACAGGAGUUUCUCUUUGGCCUUACUAAGAGAGCCUGGAUUGGUCUGACUGACUCUGUUACUGAGGGGACCUGGAAAUGGGUGGACGGCACCCCACUGACCACCCCGUGA